AUGGCCUUGGCAGAUUCCUCUACCCCUCCCACUGCAAGCCGCACGGGAUUUUCAGUCCUCAGUAAGGCUGCCAACAGUGAUGGUGAUGUUAGCGCGCAGCACCUCUUCACGGUAGUCUCUCCCUCCCCUUCGCCGGAGUCGUACUCCAAGAUGAUCCAGUGCACUACGGGGUAUCCCAUGUCCUGCGUACCGUCAUCCCGGCCACACAACGCCAACUCGCGAAGUGGUGGCGGCGGCGAUGUUGGUGGCCGUCUACGCUAUGGAACUGAUCCCAUGCGCCUUCACGGUGUUCUGCAACUUGGCCAUGCUGUUUCUACCGCGGCUGACGUCUCGUCCUUCUCGCGCACGGCACCCCAUGGCAGCGACGGCGGUGCCAGUUCGCACGAGGACUACAUUCCGUGCGAAGAGGGGGCUGGUGAGCCUCCACUCAGCACCACCCCCCUCCACGCGGCGCUACGACGUGCGCCUUCGCCCACAGGAGCAGCCGCGGUCGUCCGGACAGGGACAUCCGCCGCGUCGGUUCUGCUGCGCCACUCGCACGGAGGCAAAACACGUCUGUUGUACGCCGACGGUCACGUCGAGACAGUCGUGGCGGGUAGCGCGACAAAGCCGCCAGCCGUACGUUCCCACGCAUCCAGUGCGACGAGACACCGUCGCUGGGGCGCCGAUAACAAGAGAAGCCUCCCUUCGGCCUCGCAGCUAGGCGCAACCACGAGGGAGAAGGCAGCUGCACCUCCACCCCCUUCGACUAAUCAGCAGUGGCUACUCGAGUCCUUCAACGCUGUGGCGCAGGUGCACCAACUGCCGCCGUUGCCCCUGCUCGAAUCCAUCACCACGUCGCAGUGGAGCGGCGUCACCUCGUCCCCUGGUCACCCUGCGCGCGCGACGGAGAGCAAUGGGACGUGGCCGGUGGAGACGGGGUUGAGCCGACAAGAGACAAAGCUCUCGUGGACACCCAUCGCAGCCGUUGAGCCGCAGCCGCCGAGACGACCACCGCAGCAACAGCAACAGCAGGUUGCCAUGAACGUCACUUUCCCGCUCUUUUCGCAAGAGAAGCCGCCACAACUGCCAGGUGACUUCAGCAACAGCACGAGCAAAGUCGAUUGUCCCAGGGAACCCAACGCGGCUGACGGUGAAGGGGAAAGUAGUGGGCGCACGGCAGCCCAUCGUACUUUGGCAUGGGGACCGUCUGCAAGUUCCACAGUCGCCUCGUCUAACCGUUACGGUACCUCCAACGAAAACACGCUUGCCGACACGGUGUCCACAGUGGUCGCUGGCGCCCCUCUCAGCGCGAGCAGCGUUGGCGAGGUUGCCUGCUGCAGAGCAAUUGUCGACGCGGAGACUGUCAUCGCAGAGAUACAGCGGAGCAUUCGUGCUGAGCUGGCGACCCAGAAGCGCGUCGGUGCACAGACCUUUGCGAGUCGCUACGCUCGCGACAUGUCCGCCUCGCCGUCCCUCUUCUCUCUUCGCUUCCCUUUCCGUCCAUUGUCCGAGCUAUACGCGUUUGUGGAUCGCCCUGACAACGGUGGGACUGCUGCUGCCACGUCGCACUGCGAGCUGAGCUUAGAACAGCCCAGUAUACCAUCCUCGAGGAACCGCCGGGCGGCCAGCAUCACCAGUGAAGUGGAGGAGGCGCCUUCCACCCGUCCUGCAGAAGCGCCACCGCAGCAGCAGACGCCAGACGUACUGCUGCCACACGCACAGAUCACGACGCCGUCUGGUUUCAGUGUACCGGAGCUGCUGCAGGAUCGUUUGCUGCCACGCGAGACGCCAGAGCUACAGCACAAGAUGAGCGAACUUUACGCCGUCCGCGAUCUCAUUGACACGUGUGACUCGACGGUGUGUCGGUUCGCCGUGUCAUUUAUGUGGUUUGUUCUCCUGCGGUGCCGAAAGGCACACCGCGAACAGUCUUUGGUCGAUGGCUUCAGUCGCCUGUCGCGCGCUCUCUCCAACGCCUUUCCGCACGUCUCGCUGGACAAGGCGCUGCCGCCGUUGGAUGUGCUGGAGCAGCUGCUGGUGGAACUCCUGACCUGCUCGCGCCACUCAGCAGCGAUGCAGAAAGCGACGAACACCGCGUCGCUUGCUACCAGGGCACCGAGCGCCGCAACUGCUGCCUGCACCUCACGGUGCGCGCAGGAGUUACAGACACCCGGUCGUUCGUCCAUGCUCAAGAGGACCUCCGAUGGGGCAGCAAGCACAAGUGGGCGGCAGGCAAGCGCGAGCUCAGCAUCGCCGUUAAGGUCUAUGACGCAGAACACAAGCCGCACCCCUAAAGCCGUGAUCAUCGCCACAGCUCCAUCGACAAUGCCGCUGCGGCUUCGGCUGCAAGACCACAACGCUUACUUUCCGCUGCUGUUGAGCCCGGCAUGGUCAAGGCUGCUCAGUAAGAAUGCCACCGAUGACAGUAGCAGUGCCGGUAACCAAAAAUCAUCGCCAAGGCGCCCGCAGCAGCAGCAUGAACCGUACAGUCCGCACCAGCGAGAGGAGAAAGGCGUGCUCCCCUCUGACGAUGCCCUGGUCAUUCUCUCCAAGGUGUAUCAGGAUCUGUGGCUGCAACACAGCGAGUACGUGCAACUGUGCCUGUACGAGGAGCUUCUGUACAAGCAGCUCGCCAUGCAGUUCGGCAGCUUCGCAGUGCAGCUGCACCAGCGGUGCACGAACGCCAAGGCAUCGAUGGCGUCCGCCACCACCGCGUCCUUCUCCGCCACAGUCCGCCAAGCCCUCCAACCUUCGGUGACGUGGCUUUCGCCUGCUGUAGCAGAGCCCACUUCCAAUACGGGCGCUGAUGGCGGGGUUGACCUCCGCUCAACCCGAAGCAGCGUGCCGACGUCGAGGGGCCGCCAUCUGCGGGCGUCGAAGGCCAGAAAUACCACCACUACGAUGGCCACCACUCCCGUCACUGCUGCGGCUGCUGCUACGCCUGUCGUCACGGAUGGCAUUCUUGACAGCCUGCUGCUGCUCGUGGCUCACGCCACCUACUACAACUGUGUCUUCUGCUUUCCGAAUGACGUCUAUGCCGGCCUCUUCGACGAGGAUUUCCGCGCGGAUGUGGUGCGCUGGCUUUUCUUCUGCUCCCACGGCAUUGUCCUGACGCAUGUGCAGGUGCGGCGCUGGCCCAUGCCGGCUAAGGCCGACUACGUGGAGGCUCAGUUGAAACGCAAGGUCGCCGUAGAGCGCGAGCUGUCGGCGCUGGGACUGCUGACGACGUAUGAGCAGCAGCCGAUAGGGACUUGCCACAAAGCUGCCGCCCCAGGUGAGCGAGGAAAGUCAUCGCACACCGUCAGUGCGAAUGCUACGAAGUCCGCCUCGCUCGUUGUGACCGCGGAGGACAGCACCUUCGACGUUGGCGACGUCGCGGCCAACAGUGAGGCCCGGCUAGUCUAUCAACUCAGCCGGUACGACCGCUCCGCUGCACUGCACGUGGCAGAGCUUGAGAGGUGCAUGGCACGCCUCCAACGGCGCCACAUGGCAGGCGGUCUGCACGGCAGCUGCAGCUCGCAGCAUCAGCUGCGCUGCGGUAGUGCCUCUGGUCGGACCCCCCGCAAUAGCACUCAGAGCUCCAUGGGAAGUGUGGCGGCGGCGCCAUCGCUGUACCGCGUGCAUUCGAACCUCAGCGAGAUGGGGGAGUCAGUGGCACCCAGCUCCCACCGCGCGGCCGCACGCACGCAGACGGAGGCCAGGAAGCCGACUCAGCAGAACCACAGCAGCGGUGCUGCUUCACGAGCGAUGUCACUGGCAGUGGAGGCGGGAAGUGUUCCUCGCAUACCCACUGACGAACCUCUCACAAGAGCAGCGGAGUCACUGCCGCUGCUCCCCCCUGUCGACGCGCUCAGCAGCAACAGCAAUCGGAGCGGGUUCAAGCAGAGCGUUGCCACCCGCCAUAGCACUAAACUGCGGCUGCGGCGGUCGCGGUGCACGUCGGCUCUUUUGACAACUUCUGUGGCCCACCGUGAUGGAGAGGAAGAAGCCCGUGCGCAGUACCGAACGAGUGUCGCCGCGGCGGCGGGCCAGGACUUGGUAGCACUGGCUGCGGAACUCAGCACCAACAGCCACAAGGGCAGUACUGCGAGAGCAGCACGGAGGACAAAUUCGGCACAGGCGGACCGCCAAGAGAGCGACCACAGAGCGAGCUUCAAUGGCAGCGCUGCUCCUCGUGCUGGUGCUGCGGCUUUACCACACAACCGCAACGUUGAACGCCUCGCAGCCGGAGGCCGAUCCCACCAGCGGCAGUCCUCUUCCGGCUCUCUCCUGUCUUCAUACCCUCUCUGCAUCAGCCCGGCACCCAUCCGUGAUUACUGGCUGGCCAUGCUACUGCGCGCCCCGCUCUGGUGGACGACGCGGACGGCGAUGGCGACGGCUGCAGCGGUGGCAGACGCAGGAGUUGUAACAUCGCCUACCGCACUGCAGCAACAGAGCUCGCAGCUCGUUCUGUGGUCAUCCGCGCCGAUCAGCGCGGAUGGCGAAGCGGUGCCGCCCCAAGACCUGUGUCGCCUACAGCUCGAACCAUGGCGGGGGCUCUUCGCCAUCAUCGUGGUGCCGCCGAUCAGCAAGGACGCUCAGCAGGCGGCGCAUCACCUCCACGUCUACGGCGAGACACUGGCGCAGCAGCAGGCGCGCCUGUACAGGAUGGCGGAGCUGCAGCGGCUGCACCACCAGCAAAACCGCCAGUGGUGCUCGCAGGAGCACAGCCUGGUGCUGCCUGUUUUGGCCCUCACCCCAGCGUCCAACGUGGCAGAGAUGCCAGCGUCCCCGAUGGGAGUCGCCGUUUCGGUCCCAGAGGCCGUGGAGAAGGAUGAGCCCACCGUCACCGUCAGCGUCACCGCACCGUGUGCAUUGUGCAUCAGCGGAGCAGAGAGGAAUGGCCACAGCGUAGAAGCCGCCAUGGAGGCGCUGCGCAGGAGUACUGCGAUGCUGCCAGUCGUGCCGCUUGGCAUUCCGGAGGACGCAGCAGCGGUGGCAGGGCCGACGACGACAGCUAGGCUGGUGACCGCCAGCACGCUGACUGCCUCGCACCUGCGACGCCAUGGCGUUGGGGAAACUUACCAGGGCCGCACGUCCCCCUUUUUAAAGUUGUACUCGUCCGAUGCCAUCCCGACGUCCGGGCUCAUGUGCAGGAAGGGGGGUGAUCGCGUCCGAUGGCAGGCGCAUCGGCACCAGGCACACCACAGCGUCGCGGCUAGCCGUAAUGGUAGCCCUGAAUCGACGGAGGUAACAGAGCUCACCGUGGCCACCACGCCCUUCGUUUCACCGUUGGGGACUACGACGCAGGACCCCAUUCCGCAGCGACCCACCGGGGCACACUCGCACCGUUACACACCAGCCGACCAGGGCCUUACAGUGCGCAGCACCGCCGUGGCCACGACGCGCACAGCCGUCGUCACGAAGCCAUCGAUGCAAUCGAGUGGGGGGGGGCCAAGCAGCCACGUCCCCAACAGCGGAGGUCACCUUCGCUCACGCGGCGGUGGCGGUAGGAGCAACGGCGACACCAGCGACAAGAGGAGUACGAUGUACCACCAAGGCAACACCUUUGUCAUUACCGCUAUUCCGCGCGAGGAGACAACGCUGCGGCCGCGUCGGCUAGGUCCACUAAAGAAGGAAGCGCUUCAUCGGCGCGCGCAGCUGCUGGCCGACAUGGACACGAUUUGCAAGCGAGACCAGGUGGCUCGACAGCACUACAUCGUCCAGCACCUACACCUGUCCAAUGCUAUGACCUACACGCAGUCAGAGGCUAUGAUGCGGCGCUAUCGCGCACAAAGCCGCCUAGCGCUAGAGCGGCUGAUCUGCGACGAGGUCUGCGACGCGGCAGCGACCCAUGCGGUGGCGGAGAGGACGAAGGAAUUCAGACUCUAG
This is a messenger RNA of Leishmania braziliensis MHOM/BR/75/M2904, 5850 nucleotides long. RefSeq lists its product as hypothetical. Lineage: Eukaryota; Euglenozoa; Kinetoplastea; Trypanosomatida; Trypanosomatidae. The coding region runs from base 1 to 5850 and encodes 1949 amino acids. The transcript has a single exon. The record is from RefSeq and is a predicted model, not a curated record.